AUGCUCAUUACAAAGUUAUCUCGCUCCACCCUUGCUUCCAUUGUCACUCGUCCUAUGACAAAGCGCUGUUAUGCUGCUGCUGCCAAUAGCGAGCCUAUUAAAAAGACCGCUUUGUAUGAUUUCCACGUCAAGCAUGGUGGCAAGAUGGUUCCCUUUGCUGGCUAUGCCAUGCCUGUUCAAUACUCUAAUAUGGGUAUGUUGGCUUCUCAUCAUCAUACCCGUGAGAAGGCUUCCAUUUUUGAUGUUUCCCACAUGCUCCAAUCUCGUCUGACUGGUAAAGACCGCAACAAGUUCUUUGAAACUCUUGUUGUUGCCGAUUUACAAAACUUGCCUGUGGGCCAAGGUACUUUGUCCGUCUUCACCAACGAACAAGGUGGUAUCAUUGAUGACACUAUUGUCAUGCAACAUCAAGACAGUUUGUACGUUGUUUCCAACGCUGGUUGUGCUGAUAAGGAUUUAGCUCACAUUCGCAAGCAUCUCGCUGAAUUCCAAAAGAAGGGUGGCGAGGUUGAGUUCAAUGUCAUUACUGAUCACUCUUUGAUUGCUAUUCAAGGCCCUAAGGCUGCUGCUGCUUUAGAGACUUUGGUCGGUCAAAGCUUGGCUGAUUUCAGUUUCAUGCACGGUAAGCAUAUGGAAGUUGCUGGUGUUCCUUGCCACAUUGCUCGCUCGGGUUAUACUGGUGAAGAUGGUUUCGAGCUCUCUGUUCCUACUGAGGAGAUUGUCACCAUCACUGAAAAGUUGCUGGCUCAUCCCGAUGUCGAGAUGGCUGGUCUCGGUGCCCGUGAUUCUCUUCGUCUUGAAGCCGGCCUCUGUCUGUACGGUAACGAUUUGGAUGAAACUACUACUCCUGUUGAAGCUGGUUUGACAUGGACUAUUCCCAAAUCUCGUCGUGAAACUGGUGGUUUCUUGGGUGCCGAACACAUCUUGCCUCAAAUCAAGGGUGGUGUCUCUCGUCGUCGUGUUGGUCUUAUUGUUGAAGGUGCUCCCGCUCGUGGUGGUGCCGAGAUCUUGAACAAGGAGGGUGAAGUCAUUGGUACUGUCACUUCUGGCUGUCCUUCUCCUAUCCUCAAGAAGAACAUUGCCAUUGGCUAUGUCAAGAACGGAUCUCACAAGAAGGGUACUGAACUCGACGUCAAGGUCAGAAACAAGGUACAAAAGGCUGUUGUCACCAAGAUGCCUUUUGUCGAAUCAAACUACCACAAAUAG
Mucor velutinosus is the source of this 1206-nucleotide messenger RNA. RefSeq lists its product as uncharacterized. Gene Ontology annotation, molecular function: aminomethyltransferase activity; protein binding. Gene Ontology annotation, biological process: glycine catabolic process. Bases 1 to 1206 code for a protein of 401 amino acids. Gene Ontology annotation, cellular component: mitochondrion. The record is from RefSeq and is a predicted model, not a curated record. NCBI's taxonomy places the organism in Eukaryota, Fungi, Mucoromycota, Mucoromycetes, Mucorales, Mucoraceae. The transcript has 5 exons.